CGCAUCGGGCGUCAGCACCUGGUGAGCUUCCAGAAGACCAACAAGGGCAUCACCGUGUCCUCCUGCUACUUUGAUGGCACCUCGCCAAGCUCAGCGUACUGCGACGGCAAACAAUAUUGGAUCUGGCUGUUCUGGGGCACCCACGACGAGAUCACCCUCAUCAACAACCACGUCGUCAACACCGCGGGCAGGACCCCCCACGCUGGUGGCUGGAGCAAGUCCCUGAACUACGUCCACCUUGUUGGCAACUCCAUGGACAACAACAACCACGGAGGAAUCGAGCCCAGGACCGGCUCUUACAUUCUCAGUGAGGGCAACAAGUGGACUGCCUUCACCCACCCCAUCAACAUCCAGGCUAAGGGUGGCCAUCUUGCAAUGGUCAACGACGCCAAUGGUGCUUCGCAGUGCAAGAAGUACUUGGGCGCCAAGUGUCUCGUCAACAAGUAUGACAGCAAGUCCAAGUCCAAGACCUGGUUCGACGCGGUCGUCCUGAGCCAGUUCAGCAAGCUCGACAAGACGGCCAUCAGCAGUGCCCGCAACGCG
This is a messenger RNA of Frankliniella occidentalis (western flower thrips), 543 nucleotides long. RefSeq lists its product as uncharacterized. The record is from RefSeq and is a predicted model, not a curated record. The annotation marks the transcript as partial. The transcript has 3 exons. Lineage: Eukaryota; Metazoa; Arthropoda; Insecta; Thysanoptera; Thripidae.